ACAGCUCCAGUAGCUCGAAAGGCGCCGUAAAAGACACAUCAGUGAUUCCUUCAAGCAAUUCCACAGUUCCAAUUACCAAUUAAUAAAGAUAAAAAGUAUCUCAAACCCACGAGACACUCCCCCUGCCACCAGUCAUUAAAUUCCAUCCCAGUGCAGUGAUAAAUCGUGAUCCCCAAAAUCGAGAAGAAAAAUUUCACCCUGCAACCCCUAUCACCAAUGGAUCUAUUCGUCGCAUUGCAACUGGCAUGAUAAAAAUUAAAAAAAAAAAUCCACCACCUCCGAAUACCCCUGGAGAUCACCAACACCAUCACCACAUUCAUCACCAGAUGAAUUUGAAUUCGUUUCAUUAAACAUCAAAAAUCAAAUAAUAAGAUAAUCGAAAAAUAGAUGACAUGAUAUUCUCUGUUGUGAAAAUUUCUCUGUUGAUAGUCGUGGAAUAAUAGCUGAGAGGAUUGCGGUAGUCCGGAUGUACUCGUAAUUCAAAACAAUAAUAUUUACAACUAAAAUAAUGGCUGAGGACACGAUACGAGGGAGUACUCUGCUGGAGGAGACAUUCUACAUAACAUCGAAGAAGAAUACUUAUUAUCGAGUUAAAUUGAGUGAUAAGGGAUUGAGUCUUCAGAAAGAGAGCAAUGGUGCUACCAAGACUGAGACCAUUGGUUUGAAUGACAUUAUUGGGUGUCGGUGUAUGAGAUCUAAAAGAAGAAGUGCCGGUAGUUGUGCCUGUCGUCCAAGUGUCUCGAAGAGUCAACUCAGACUUGUCGAAUCAACAACUGACGGUUUCACAACUUGGGAUGAGCUUGACACAUCGGCUUAUCUCUAUAUCUACGCCUAUACAUUGAAAAAGGCACGUGUUAAGGGCGCGAGGAGGCGUGAAAGAACAACUAUAACACUGAGAUUCAGAUCUUUUGAUAAGUACGAGGAUAAUUUGCGGGAGGCCAGUCGUUGGAGACUUGCUAUCAAGUGUCUUGUCGCCAGGAUCACCAUACCCUGGAAUCUCAUGAGUCCCAGUCACGGAAAUCUCAGUGAUUUGCUGGAUGCAUGUGCUGGUGAUCGCAAGAAAAUUCUUGUCCUUCUGAAUCCAAAAUCGGGGCCUGGAAGAGGAAAAGAGAUUUUCCAACGGAGAAUUCAUCCCAUUUUAUCGGAAUCCGAGAAAUUCUAUGACGUACAUAUCACAAAGCACUCGAAUUACGCCAGAGAAUUCGUCAGGACGAGAGAUAUUUAUCAGUGGAGUGGGAUAUUAUCGGUUGGUGGUGACGGAAUUGUCUUCGAAGUUGUUAAUGGAAUUUUGGAGAGACCGGAUUGGGAUAGAGCGUUGAGGGAGCUUCCACUGGGAGUUAUUCCUUGUGGAUCAGGGAAUGGAUUGGCCAAGUCCAUCGCAUAUGCCAAGGGAGAGCCUUACGAUUCAAAUCCAAUGCUGAUAAGUGCCCUGUCUGUCGUGAAGAGCCGAAAGACACCGAUGGAUCUAGUUCGCGUUGAAACGCGCAAUCAAAUUUUAUUCUCAUUUUUAUCAAUUGGAUGGGGAUUCCUGGCAGACAUUGACAUUGAGAGUGAGAGUCUGCGGGCUAUUGGCGCCCAGCGUUUCACCAUUUGGAGCUUGGCCAGGCUCAUUGGAUUAAGAACUUACAAGGGAAAAGUGUCAUACUUACCCUGUGAUAAAGUAUCUAUAGCCGAGAGCAAGAGCAAUGGAAAUAUCUACGAUAAAGAUUUCAAAGAUGAAGUCAUUAUCCCACACUCCAGGAGCUACGGCGAUCAACUUGAUCGAUACUGCGGAGUGCGAGAGUCAAAGAGUUAUCACGACGUUAUGGAUUCAGUAACGAGUGGUCUUGACGACAUGUAUCUAGAUGAAAAUGACGUGAUAACAGAGAAUUUAUCACUGGAAACUGAAAACCAGGUGCGGACCAGAUUGGACAGCUUUUACUCUGCAACAUCACGAAAAUCCACGUACUUCAGUACUGGAUCUGCGUCUAGUUAUCACAGUAUGGAAGAUAACGAUAAUUUAACGCCAGAUGAAGAGAAUGAGAGCGGCAAUCGCGUGAUGUAUGGCCCGUCAUCAUCACUUCCGGCAUUGACUGCGCAACUUCCUAAUAGUUGGAUACAGAUACAAGGGGAAUUUGUUAUCGUACACGCAGCUUAUCAAUCACAUAUCGGACAAGAUUGUUUCAUUGCACCGAGAGCAAAGUUAGCUGAUGGUGUGAUAUGGCUACUGAUCAUAAGAGCUGGUAUCACUCGUACAAAUCUUCUUCAGUUUCUUUUGGGAUUGAGUACGGGAGCUCAUUUGACGUGCCCUGGAGUGGAAAUGAUUCCAGUAAGAGGUUUUCGCAUCGAGCCGGAAGGUACAAAUGGCCACAUGACUGUCGACGGUGAAGAGGUGGAUUACGGUCCAUUGCAGGCCGAGGUGUUCCCCUCAAUGGCCACUAUAAUGAGUCCUUGACCAGUACCGUGAGGACACCAAUUUUAUGUACUUGAUGAAUUUAAAUCAAAAUCAAUACGCUCAUAAAUUCCGCUGCUGCUGAUGCACCACUAGAGUAUUUUUCGAGACAUUUCCUCCGUCUUUUUGUCGAACAAAAAGGGGAAUUAAUUGUGGGAUAUUGUGGGAGUUUGAUGACUUGAAUUGAGGGGAUUGGUUCGUUAUAGAUUCACGAGGUGAUGAGAGUUCUAAUUGUAAAUAUUGUAUUUUGAUGGACGAGAGGUGAUCAUUGUACUGUUUGUUGGAGAUUUCAUGAGAAUUUCUAGCUCUGAGACGGAUUUUUGGUGCCAAAGUUGGGGAGUGGUGAAAUGGGAUGUCAAUUUAAUUAUCUCUUGUCAUUCAACAUUAAUUUUAACAUUUUUCUCGAGCUUCCAGGUGUUUAGUAAAAAAAAAAACCUGCGAAGUGGUGAAAUGAGAGAACUAGACUUUUUUGGUUCUUCAAAAUAUCGAUUGAUCUAGAAAACUAUUGAUUUUAGGAGACAAUACCAUCCGACCUUUUUUAUUAGAAAUCUAAUCAGCUACGAAAAAGUUAUUUGACAUUUUACCCGUAAAACGAUAGUUUUCGAGAUAAAUCGGGAAUUAGAGUUCAUUUUCUCUCAUUUCGUCACUUUGCUGCUGAAAUAAUUGAAAGAAAUGGAGUCAUUCAAUUCUACUUCGCGCCUGAGAUAUCUAUAUAAAUAAAAUUGAUCCCGUUUCCCCACUUCCCUACGGACUACUGGCCUAGGCCCUGUUUGAGAUGCUUUUUCUAGUUAAAAAUGGGAAAAUACAUCGACAAAUUGUUAAAUAUUUUUUAGAACCUGCGAUAUCAAUAAGCAAUCAUUAUGGGAUUAUAAAACGCUUCAUUUCGUUUUUGCAUGAUGAGGCCAGUAGAUAAGUGGUGAAUGAUCUCCCUAGAAUUCACGCAGAGAAAGUAAAUUAAUUUAGCAUUGACCUCUGGUCAUUCACCACUUCCCUACCGAACUGAUUUGAUCCUUCAAUAUUUUUGAACAUUCAGAGUAGUAAUUAGACAUCCCAGUAAUGGUGAUAAAAGUAUUAAAUAAAAUUAAAUUUAUAAACCUUGUGUUUAAUUUAAUUAAUAUAUUUCACGAAUAUAAAAACUGCAGGUCUGGCAGGUAUGGCUGCACAUAUAUUUUUUUUUUCUUUUCCGUUGUUGCAAUUACUGCCGAGGAAUAUAUUAAUUAUUCAUCUACGGAGUCACUGCAUAAUAGCUGAUGGAAAUUCAACUUUACGGGAUAUUUACAGCACUGAUAAAUCUUGAAGAGAUAAUCGCAUGCAGAACAAUGGAU
Messenger RNA from Fopius arisanus, 3756 nucleotides. RefSeq names its product Sphingosine kinase 2 (gene Sk2). Lineage: Eukaryota; Metazoa; Arthropoda; Insecta; Hymenoptera; Braconidae. Gene Ontology annotation, cellular component: cytoplasm; intracellular membrane-bounded organelle; membrane. The transcript has 7 exons. Gene Ontology annotation, biological process: phosphorylation; sphingosine biosynthetic process. The coding region runs from base 509 to 2434 and encodes 641 amino acids. The record is from RefSeq and is a predicted model, not a curated record.